Asparagus officinalis (garden asparagus) is the source of this 2086-nucleotide messenger RNA. Its product is annotated as ribosomal RNA small subunit methyltransferase, mitochondrial-like. Gene Ontology annotation, molecular function: rRNA (adenine-N6,N6-)-dimethyltransferase activity. Gene Ontology annotation, cellular component: mitochondrial matrix. The record is from RefSeq and is a predicted model, not a curated record. Lineage: Eukaryota; Viridiplantae; Streptophyta; Magnoliopsida; Asparagales; Asparagaceae. Gene Ontology annotation, biological process: rRNA methylation.
UUUUCAAAAAUAUUAACCCUGGCCCUCGAUGAUUUCUUUUUUACUCAUUUAGCUCUUGGGGCCUGUUUGUCAAAAAACAAUUUGUUUCUCAUGACGCAACGACGAAUCUCAGCCGCCUUCGCAGCGUCCACCCACCUCCUCCGAACCCGAGCCCGAGCUCUCCCCACCAACUCCAAACAUUGCAGCUCCUCUCGAUCAACCGACGAGGACGACGACGACGAGGUGAGGCUCGACGGCGGAGCCAGGUUCCAACUCCACAAGAGCAGAGGGCAGCACAUCCUCACCAACCCAAGAGUCCUCGACUCCAUCGUCAGGAAAGCUGAGGUAUUUCCCACCGACACCGUGCUCGAGGUCGGGCCCGGCACCGGUAACCUCACCGUGCGGUUACUGGAGUCGGCGAAGAGGGUUGUUGCUGUCGAGGUCGACGGGCGGAUGGUCGGCGCGCUGAGGAAGCGGGUUGAGGGGCUCGGACUGCAGGACAGGCUCACUAUAGUUGAAGAAGAUGUUCUGAAGGCACACCUUCCCCAAUUCGACGUGUGUGUUGCUAACAUUCCUUAUGGGAUAUCUUCUCCACUCAUAGCAAAACUUCUCUUUGGGAAAAUCAAGCUCUGCUUCCGGAGUGCCACUCUUUUACUCCAAAAGGAGUUUGCUUGGCGUCUUAUGGCUAAACCAGGCGAUUCAGAGUUCAACAGACUAGCUGUUAAUGUGGGUUUAGUGGCCACUGUGAAGUUCUUAAUGAAUGUGAGCAAGAAAGAUUUUGUCCCUUGCCCAAAGGUAGACUCCUCUCUAGUCCGAAUACAGCAGAGGUCAGAAUUACCAGAAAUUGAUAUGAACGAAUGGUUGGCUUUCACGCGGACAUGUUUUAGUAAGAGGAAUAAGACACUUGGUGCCAUCUUUAGACAGAAGAAAAAAAUUCUAGAAUUAUCUAGAAAGACUCCAGCAUGUGCUACAAAUUUCGGAGUCUCUGAAGAUGAUCAUGAGAUUGACGAAAGAGAUGAUAUGAAGGAAACUAUUGGCUUAGAAUAUGAGGAUGUGGAGGAUGGUUUGGAAGUCGGUCACUUCAAGGAGAAAAUAAUUGGAAUAUUAAAAACUAAGGGAUUUGAUAACAAGAGACCUUCAAAGAUGUCCCACCAAGAAUUGUUGGAUUUGCUUCACCUGUUUAAUCAACAUGGUGUAUUAUUCAAUUGUUAGCCUUCAUUGGCGCCAGUCUUUCGCAAAAAGCAUUAUGUACAUCUUCAUUUUCUGUAUUCCAACUGCUAGCCUAAUGUAUUUCAGGUACGAUUUUAUAAACCCAAAAUGUCGCACCAUUUUCUUUUUUUUAAUCUAAUCGAAUGAGUUAAAGUGCUUGCAGAUGUUUCUAAAGUACGUAUGUUGCUCCAUCCAUCCUGUUUAUUUCUACAUGUUUAUUCUAAGUAAUUCACAAUUUUCGUUUAUUUUAUUUGUUUUGGCUAAAUUCUUGUUUUAUAGUUGGCUUCAUACCCCACUUGCCCCACUUGUAAGGGUGCCAAAAAAUAUCCAUAUCCGUAUUAACUAGUAUAUAGAUAUGGCUACUAAAACUUACAACCGAUAAGAUAUGGUUACAGAUAUGGUUAUGUAGUGAAAUAUCCAGAUCUAUAUCCAAAAUGUCUGCAUAUAUGUUGAUCAUACAGUUGUAACUAUUUUAAUUCUUAGAUUAAUGGAUUUGAGAGUGAUUUUGAUGAUCAAAAGAUAUAAUAUUAAUUUUUCAGAUAUAACCAACAUUUAAUGAACUCUCUUGUAUCAUACGAAUUGUAUUUUUUUUCGAUAUUAUUUUGUUUUCCAUUUUGUCUCUGCAUGCAUAUCCACAUGUAUAUCUAUAUCCCUAUCUAGUUUUAGCAGAUAUAGAUAUGAAUUUUUCUUAGUGCAACAUAUCCACAUCGUGAUUGUAAGUGAACAUGAAUAUGGCAAGUGUCAUAUUUGAGCCAUAUCCAAUCUGCAACACCUCUACCUACUUGUCCCUCCUUACCUUUCAAAUAUUUUUAGUCCCAACAUGCCCCCUAAAUUAUUGAAUAUGUUUCUUGCUAGCCCCUUGGAUUAUUUUUAGUCCCACCUUGGCCCUUAAAUUACU